Molecule: messenger RNA, 576 nt
Organism: Uncinocarpus reesii 1704
Lineage: Eukaryota; Fungi; Ascomycota; Eurotiomycetes; Onygenales; Onygenaceae
Exons: 2
Coding region: 1-576 (191 amino acids)
Source: RefSeq, a predicted model, not a curated record
AUGACUAGAAUCUCCGACGCUAUCAAAACGGAUCAUCGGCAAAUCGAGGCCUGUUAUGACAAGAUAAUCAAUUCGAAUGACCCGGAUGAACAAACCAGAUGGCAAAAUCAAUUCACUUGGGAAUUAGCCCGCCAUUCAAUUGGAGAGGAAUUGGUCGUCUACCCUGCAUUUGAAACGCACCUCCCUGAAGGGAAGGAUAUGGCGAAUAAAGACCGCCAGGAGCAUCAAGUUGUCAAGGAGCUCCUGAAACAAUUUCAAGAGAUGAAAUCUUCAGAUCCCAAGUUCAUGUCUACCAUUAGAACGCUUAUGGACAAUCUCUCCCCCCAUAUCAAAGAGGAAGAGGAACAGGAUCUGGUCCGUCUCGAAGGCGCGCUUGAUCAAGCCGAGAGCGAGAGAAUGGCGACAUCUUUUGGAAGGACCAAAAUGUUUGUCCCAAGCCGAUCUCACCCAUCGGCUCCCAACAAGCCACCGUUUGAGACUGCGGUUGGGCUGCUGACGGCCCCAAUUGAUCAUAUCGCCGAUAUUUUUCGAAAGUUUCCUGAUCACUCUAUCAGUCCCAACCCCUCAACGAAAUAA